UUGUGUUAGAAGCAUCAACAUGAGAGUUCUCAUCUUCUGCCUCCUGGCGCGCCAAAUUUUCUGCCAGGAUCUUCCCUGUCCGGUCUCACUCACCAUCGACAUCUCAGACGGCCCAGUAGAGGGUGGAUUCGUUAAAAACGGGGUAAUGUUUCACGAGGGUGACUAUUUCAAAUUAAACGACACGACUUUGGGGUGUGUGUGCAACAUUCUCCCUUGCAUCAGGAAGUGUUGUCCUGAAAACGAGUCCUUUGAUGGCACCCAGUGCGUGGAGAGCGAAAAAACCUUCAACAUAACCAUUUACGAUGGAACUACUGUUAGUGGAAGAGUGAAACAGGGUGACUUUUAUUUGAUUCGGGGGGAUGAGUGCUCAUCUGAGAAGCAUUAUCGAAUUGGUAUCUACCCAAACGAGAGCGCCGUGUUGGUACAGACCAACGGGUCGUUGUUAGUUCAAACUUUUGAGGUUUUCUACAGUCCAGAAGAUUAUUGCGUUGAAGUGGUUGGGACUGAAACCAUAGCAUUCGUUUGUGAAGUCCCAGAAAGUGAAGUUGAGGCAAGAGUUUUAGCUUACG
This is a messenger RNA of Leptinotarsa decemlineata (Colorado potato beetle), 569 nucleotides long. RefSeq names its product G-protein coupled receptor Mth2. The record is from RefSeq and is a predicted model, not a curated record. Gene Ontology annotation, biological process: G protein-coupled receptor signaling pathway; cell surface receptor signaling pathway. Gene Ontology annotation, cellular component: plasma membrane. Gene Ontology annotation, molecular function: G protein-coupled peptide receptor activity. NCBI's taxonomy places the organism in Eukaryota, Metazoa, Arthropoda, Insecta, Coleoptera, Chrysomelidae.